This is a messenger RNA of Uloborus diversus, 2400 nucleotides long. Its product is annotated as putative GTP-binding protein 6. The transcript has 9 exons. NCBI's taxonomy places the organism in Eukaryota, Metazoa, Arthropoda, Arachnida, Araneae, Uloboridae. Gene Ontology annotation, cellular component: cytoplasm. The record is from RefSeq and is a predicted model, not a curated record. The coding region runs from base 371 to 1993 and encodes 540 amino acids. Gene Ontology annotation, molecular function: GTP binding; ribosome binding.
UUUGCAGAUGAGGCGAGUUUUGCGGAUACCUUAAAGUUGUACAAAGAUGGAAAGUAAUUCUCAGGCUUCUUUUUUCUUGUUUCUAUCUUUUCAGUCGAAUAACUAAACUUAGAAGUUUUCUCUUUCUGGGAAAUGCAAGACUGAAAUUUCACUUCUUAACCCCAUGGUAUAGUUUUCUGUACUCUGUUGUGCUGUACAAUGUUAAACUCAUCAAAACGAAGUUUCCGUUGAGGAUUUCGGCAAAAUUUUAUCUCUUUACUUUUCAAUCCAUUCACAAGGUAGAGAAUAUGAAGCUGUUUGAAAUUAUUACUUACGCAAAAUAUUUCUACUGAUUGCCUUUUAGGGUUUUAAUUUGAGAAUUUAGUCUACCAUGCCUCGAUUUGGCAAGAUUUUUCUUUUGUAUAGGAGUUGUCGUAUUACAUAUUUUACCAAAGUAUUUUCCUAUUCUUAUUUUUCAACUUACAAAAAUGAACUGCGUAGUAAAUUAUUCUGUAGCUUAUGUUCAUCCAAACUAAUUUCUUCUUCCAAAACAAGUCAGUGUGUUACUCACCGUUUUUUAUUUGCUACUAAGAACUCAUUUCGUGAAAUGAGCAAUGAGGACAACGAUCCUUUGCAAAGCAGUCCUGAAUUUGAUGAAAUGACAAAAAGAAUCUACAAACAUCCUGGAAUGGGGGAAAACAUCCUCUUAAUACAACCUCGAGUCAAGCAUGGACGUGAUUGGGAACGGAAAGAAAUGUCUGAAAUCAAAAUGUCUGAAGCUGUAGCUCUUGUAAAUACUUUGCCUGGAUGGAAAGUUUUACUUCAGCAUGUUGUUUCAGUUCCUUCACUGAAUGCUAAAUAUAUUUUUGGACAAGGAAAUUUAGAGAAGAUAAGAUACAUUAUUCAAGCAAAUCCAGCCAUCACUUCUGUGUUUAUUGGAAUUGAUAUUUUAUCUUCACUUCAAAUGACAACGUUGGAACAGUAUUUCUGUCUUCGAGUAUAUGACAGGUACCAAGUAAUUCUCCAAAUUUUUCAUGAUCAUGCCCAUACAAAAGAAGCGAAACUGCAACUAGCACUAGCUGAAAUUCCAUACUUAAGGGUAAAACUUUGUGGAUAUGGACAUACAAGAGAUUUAAGCACUUUUUCUGGUAUACAGCAUGUUGGAGGUGAUGGAGAAACAUAUAUGGAAAUGAGAAGGCGUAUACUGAAUGAACGGGAAUUGAAGCUGAAAAAGGCUAUUGGAAAAAUUAAAAAGCAACGUCAGUUUUUGAGAGAGAAAAAUAGUAGGAGUUCUAUUCCCAUCGUUGCUGUGGUUGGCUAUACAAAUUGUGGAAAAACAACUUUGAUUAAGUCUCUAACGAAUGAUAGUGCCUUAUUACCUCAGGAUAAGCUAUUUGCAACUUUAGAUGUCACAUUUCAUGCUGGCUUUCUUCCGUCAAAGCAAAAAGUACUCUUUAUUGAUACAGUAGGGUUUAUAUCUGAUGUACCUACUGCUCUGAUCCAGUCCUUUCGAUCUACAUUGGAAGAAAUUACUUUAGCAGAUCUUGUGAUACAUAUUAGAGACAUUAGUCAUCCAAACACAGAAAUACAGAAGAAAACUGUUUUAAAGACACUGGAGGAAUUAGACUUGCCUGAAAAAUUGCUCAACUCUGUAGUUGAAGUUGGAAAUAAAGUGGAUUUGCUUGACGAGCCACCACCUGAGUCUGAAAACUCAGAUUUACAUUUAAUUUCAGCCACCGAUGGAACAGGUUUACCUGAAAUGUUGGAGAUUGUUGAGAACAAACUGUUUGAAAAUACAGGGCAUAACAUUACACUCCUUCGAGUGCCUAAUGGAGGAGAGGAGUAUAGUUGGUUACUGAAAGAAGCUGCUGUAAGGGACUCUAUAGCAGAUCCAAAAAAUGCCAACAAUUUAAUUAUAGAAGUUGUUAUAUCGUCAGUGAAUUUGGCAAAAUUUAAACACAUCUUUGGUGAUUUAACAGUAUCUGUGGAGAGCUUGUCAGAAAAUUUUCAAUAAUUCAUAAUAAAUGCUUAUUACAGUUGUGAUCAUGGACAUUUUAUUCUUUGAAAUACAGUAUAUCAAAGUACAGAACACAUACAUAUAUACACUUUCAAAAAUUAUUUAUAGCAAGUAUUGCAGUUCAGUAAGUAUGAUUUAAAUAUUUUGUAUCUAAAAUAUGAAGUGUAAAAAAUACAUUUCGGAUUGAAUAAAAUUCAUGAUGACGAAGUUUAUAGAAUUGUAUUGGCUUUAACAAUCUCAAACUAUUUCAAUAUUGCAUACUUUUUUCACCUGAGUAGCACAACAAAACAUUUCAAUUCAUUUAGAAAUUAAAACAUUGCAAGUCAAUAGAAGAACUUAAAUACAUAUCAAUAUUCAUACUUUUGAACAAAAAAAAUCAUAGUUUUGGAAAUCAUCAAUUAUGU